UUUCGUUAGUCAAUGGCCUUCCGUUUAAAAACACGCUACUGUUCUUCUUAUCGCUGUUUUAAAGCGUAAAAAACCUCUACUAAUGGCCUUUCGUUAGUCAAUCGCUGUUCUUCUAAUCUUCCGUACCCAGCUUUCACCGUUCUCCCCUCAUCUUCUUUGCGCGUCUCCGCUCACGAAAUAUCCAGGCCGGUCGAACCCUUCUCCCAUCUCUGUUCACGGAUCGUUCUCUUCUAUUUUCGUCAAUUUCAUCCGCUGCUACGAUUAUCCAAGUACCUACAGGUUGGGAUUGUUUUUUGCAGAAAAUCUCCUCACGGGUUAUAGUGUGAAUCGGUGCUCCAUAUACUUCGAGCAGUUCCAUCUCAACGAUUCUUCAUCACUGAAAUGGCAGCUGUCUACAGCUUCUAUAUCAUCAACAAAUCAGGAGGCCUUAUUUUCUACAAGGAUUAUGGUUCAGCUGGAAGGAUGGAUACCAAUGAUAGUUUGAGGCUGGCAAGUUUGUGGCAUUCAAUGCAUGCCAUCUCUCAGCAACUCUCUCCUAUCAAUGGUUGCUCUGGCAUUGAACUCCUUCAAGCCGACACCUUUGAUCUUCACUGCUUCCAAUCUCUAACUGGGACAAAAUUUUUUGUGGUAUGUGAGCCUGGAACGCUGCAUAUGGAACCCCUCUUGAAAUGUAUAUACGAAUUGUACACAGAUUAUGUGUUGAAGAACCCUUUCUAUGAAAUGGAGAUGCCGAUUCGGUGUGAGCUCUUCGAUAUGAACUUGGCACUUGCCGUACAGAAGGACCGUGUCGCAUUAUUAGGAAGAUAGAUGGACAACUCUUCCUGAAAAGAACACAACUAUAGCGUUUCGAAAAUUAGUGUACAUCAUACACUAUGUCGCACUUGCCGUACAUCAUUUGCUACUUGGCAUUGCAAGUUAAAUACUGUAUGAUUUAGGCGUGUUUACAAUGAGUUUAGCUGUCCACCAUGCAAUGUGGGGGGUCCGUGUGAAGGGCUUUUGGUGAAUAUAAUACGAAGUAAUAUUAUUCUAUCUAUUUUACUCUCAAUUCUAAUAGCAUUUACCUCCCUUCAAAUCGUGACUAUUACAAAUAAUAUCAUUUCCUUAAAAGGAUACAGUAAUAGCUUUUGUCAAGAUUCUUAAAUAUACCUUAUAUACUGUCAUAU
Molecule: messenger RNA, 1163 nt
Organism: Cuscuta epithymum
Lineage: Eukaryota; Viridiplantae; Streptophyta; Magnoliopsida; Solanales; Convolvulaceae
Source: the annotation of a GenBank genome assembly